GUUGCCAGCGUGGAAACGGCGGCGGGGCGCGGGAGGCGGGAGUAGCGCCAGGGAGCGCCGGGCCUCCAGCGGCCGCCGCCGCCGCUGCAGCCUCAGCCAUGGACGCGUCCCUGGGGAAGAAGAAGAUAGCAGACCCUACGUUAGCUGAAAUGGGGAAAAACUUGAAGGAGGCUAUGCAGAUGCUGGAGGACAGUCAGAGAAGAACCGAGGAGGAAAAUGGAAAGAAACCCCCGCCAGGAGAUAUCCCAGGACCCCUCCAAGGAAGUGGACAAGAUAUGGUGAGCAUUCUUCAGCUGGUGCAGAAUCUUAUGCAUGGAGACGAAGAUGAGGAACCCCAGAGUACCCGGAACAGAACCCAGAACAUUGGAGAGCAAGGCCAUAUUGCUUUGUUGGGGCAUAGCCUGGGAGCUUAUAUUUCAACUCUAGACAAGGAAAAGUUGAGAAAACUUACAACUCGUAUACUUUCAGACACUACGCUAUGGCUCUGCAGGAUUUUCAGGUAUGAAAAUGGUUCCGCUUACUUCCAUGAAGAAGAGAGAGAGGGGCUGGCGAAGGUCUGUAGACUCGCCAUUCAUUCUCGCUAUGAUGACUUCGUGGUGGACGGAUUCAACGUGUUAUAUAACAAGAAGCCAGUCAUCUACCUUAGUGCUGCUGCGAGGCCUGGCCUGGGCCAGUACCUCUGUAAUCAGCUGGGCCUGCCCUUCCCCUGCCUGUGCCGCGUGCCCUGUAACACUAUGUUUGGAUCACAGCAUCAAAUGGAUGUCGCCUUCCUGGAAAAACUGAUUAAAGAUGAUAUAGAACGAGGAAAACUGCCCCUGUUGCUUGUUGCAAAUGCUGGAACUGCAGCAGUGGGCCACACCGACAAGAUUGGGCGCUUGAAGGAGCUCUGCGAGCAGUAUGGCAUGUGGCUGCAUGUGGAGGGUGUGAAUCUGGCAACGCUGGCCCUGGGUUACGUCUCCUCAUCAGUGCUGGCCGCCACCAAAUGUGACAGCAUGACUCUGAGUCCUGGGCCCUGGCUCGGUUUGCCCGCUGUGCCUGCUGUGACCCUUUACAAGCACGAUGACCCCGCCUUGACUCUAGUUGCAGGUCUGACCUCAAAUAAGCCUUCAGAUAAACUCCGUGCCCUGCCGCUGUGGUUGGCGCUCCAGUACCUGGGCCUUGAUGGGAUUGUGGAGAGGAUAAAGCACAGCUGCCAGCUGAGUCAGCGGUUGCAAGAAAAUUUGAAGAAAGUGGACCACAUCAAAGUCUUGGUGGAGGAUGAGCUAACCUCUCCUGUGGUAGUGUUCAGGUUCUGCCAGGAACCGCCGGGCUCAGACACAGCACUGAAGACCAGCCCAGCGCCCAGCACGGUGCCUUCUGCUGUGGGCCGGGAGAGGCCCUGUUGUGACGCCCUGAACCGCUGGCUAGGUGAGGAGCUGAAGCAGCAGGUACCAACGAGCGGCCUCACCAUCAUGGACCUGGAGGUGGAGGGCGUGUGUAUGCGCUUCAGCCCCCUGGUCACGGCUGCAGUUCUAGGAACCCAGGCGGACGAUGUGGACCGGCUCGUGGGCUGCAUAGAGCACAGGCUGCCGCUGCUCACCUGUACCCUGCGGCUGCGGGCCGAGUUUCGGCAGGAGGUGAUGGCCACGCCAGGCCUGUGCUAUGUCGAUGACCCCAACUGGCCUGGCAUCGGCGUGGUCAGGUACGAGCAUGCUGGAGAUGACAAGAACAGUUUGCAGCUUGACCCAGAGGGCGAGAAAAUCCAUGCUGGACUCCUGAAAAAGCUCAAUGAACUAGAAUCUGACCUUGCAUUUAAAAUGGGUCCUGAGUACAAGAGCAGAAAAAGCUGCAUCUACGUUGGCAUGGCUAGCGACGAUGUGGACAUUGUGGAGCUUGUGGAGACCAUCGCGGCCACCGCCCGAGAGAUUGAGGAGAACUCCAAGCUCCUGGAGAACAUGACCGAGGUCGUCCGCAAAGGGAUCCAGGAGGCGCAGGUACAGCUGCAGAAGGCAAAUGAGGAGCGACUCCUAGAGGAGGGCGUGUUACGGCAAAUCCCCGUGGUUGGCUCCGUGCUGAACUGGUUUUCUCCUGUGCAAGCCUCACAGAAGGGAAGAACCUUUAACCUCACAGCAGGCUCCCUGGAGUCCACGGAGCACACCUACAUCUCUAAAGUCCAAGGCCCUGGAGUGACCCCACCAACAACACCCUCGGGAACACGCAUGAAGCUGAAGCUUCCAGGGCACAAGCCCUUCAGAAAAUCCCUAAGAGGCCCAGACACUAUGAGUGAGACCAGCUCCCUCAGCCAUGUCGAAGACUUGGAAAAAGAGCAGCUGCCCUCCGGGUCUGGGUCAGAACAAGAUACCCCGGAUGCCACUGGCCCCGAGCAGCCCCUGGGGGCCGGGGAACAUCCAAUGGGGGCCAGCCCCCCUCAGGAAGCAGAGCAGACCAAGAUCCUCCAGGACAGGAGCCAGCUCUCCGCAGAGGACCCCCCACAGAUGAAGAACCCAGGGUCGAGAGUGUUAAGAUUUGCCCAACCUGUAUAUUCUCACCUCUAGUAUUUCCUUAUCAUCUUGCUGCAACCAGAAAUCCACGUGUGGAAAUGGCUCCCAGGAAUAUGGUCCUAUGCGGAGUUGUUCUGUCUUUGCAUCGUAAAUGCUAACCAUCUAGAACAAGAACAGUUCCAGGACAGAACUGAAGGAACGGUACCCGCUUUUUGCCCUCCCGUUAAUGUAAAAGCUCCAGUGUAGUCUAGCCCGGAAGGCACUGAUCAGGACGCAAGCUUCUUAGAAAUAACACAAACUGCUACUUACUGAA
Molecule: messenger RNA, 2793 nt
Organism: Suncus etruscus (white-toothed pygmy shrew)
Lineage: Eukaryota; Metazoa; Chordata; Mammalia; Eulipotyphla; Soricidae
Gene: PDXDC1
Product: pyridoxal dependent decarboxylase domain containing 1
Exons: 24
Coding region: 99-2534 (811 amino acids)
Biological process (GO): carboxylic acid metabolic process
Cellular component (GO): intracellular membrane-bounded organelle
Molecular function (GO): pyridoxal phosphate binding; carbon-carbon lyase activity
Source: RefSeq, a predicted model, not a curated record